GAAGUGUCAGGCUUCAGAGGCCUCCUCGAGUGGGUGAGGAGGAGGAAGAGCGAGGAGGUGCAGGACAAGAGGAGCGGGGAGGAGCUGAGCCAAGCACACGGCUUCCCGGGAAGCCCCAUGAGUGGGGUGUCUGUCACGGAGCAGAUGGCCAAACCACUCUUGAAUGCAAAUCCUUCAUCAGCCAGACAUCUCACACCUGUAGCCAUUAAAGUCUUGCACCCUGGGCUAGUCCACCAAGUCCAGAUGGAUCUGUUCCUCAUGAAGAUGGGUAGCUAUGUCAUUGGACUUCUCCCUGGAUUCAAGUGGCUCAGUUUGACGGAGAUUGUGGAGGAGUUUGAGAAGCUUAUGAUUCAGCAGAUUGACUUACGGUAUGAAGCCAGAAAUCUGGAGCGCUUCCGACAAAAUUUCCUAGAUGUCGAUUUUGUGAAGUUUCCAACUCCCCUUCGGCCAUUGGUAACGACAGAUGUUCUAGUGGAAACGUUUGAGGAGAGCGAGCCUAUUUCGCACUACCUGCACACGGAGAUUGCCACAGAGCUGAGGCAGAGACUCGCAAAGAUGGGCAUGGACAUGCUGCUAAAGAUGGUCUUUGUUGACAACUUUGUCCACGCUGACCUGCACCCUGGGAACAUCCUGGUUCAAGGCACGGCCCACAUCAGCGCCAGCUGCAAGGAGCAGACGGCCAUCGUGGACCUGUGCGACACGCUCGUGGUGGAAGUGCAGCCGCCCCACAGGCGGCUCUGCCUGGUGCUGCUGGACGCGGGGAUCGUGGCGGAGCUGCAGAGCGCCGACUUGCGGAACUUCCGAGCGGUUUUCACGGCUGUGGUCCAGGGCCAGGGGGAGAGAGUGGCAGAACUGAUCCUUCAUCAUGCCCGUGCUAACCAGUGCCAGGAUAUCGAGCGAUUCAAAGCUGAGAUGGCAGAACUAGUGACCAAGGUCCGGGGGAACACCAUUGCCCUAGGAAAGCUUCAGGUGGGAAAUCUUCUCUCAAAUGUUUUCAAACUACUGAUGACCCAUAAGGUGAAGCUUGAGAGCAAUUUUGCUUCUAUCAUCUUUGCCAUCAUGGUUCUGGAAGGUCUUGGUCGUUCACUGGACCCUGAACUGGACAUCCUAGAGGCAGCUAAACCACUGCUCAUCAAAACUGCAGCUUCUCUCCUCAAAUAG
Molecule: messenger RNA, 1161 nt
Organism: Apaloderma vittatum (bar-tailed trogon)
Lineage: Eukaryota; Metazoa; Chordata; Aves; Trogoniformes; Trogonidae
Gene: ADCK2
Product: aarF domain containing kinase 2
Exons: 8
Cellular component (GO): mitochondrion
Source: RefSeq, a predicted model, not a curated record